Messenger RNA from Camellia sinensis, 456 nucleotides. Lineage: Eukaryota; Viridiplantae; Streptophyta; Magnoliopsida; Ericales; Theaceae. The record is from RefSeq and is a predicted model, not a curated record.
AUGCCGGUAGACGGACCACCCCAAGGCGUAAUCAAUGUUAUUCAUGGCAUCAUAGAACCUGAGCGGAUAUGUGAACUCAGGGGGAUGAUAAAGAAGGCAGAACACCUGAAGAAGGUACUAAGUGCACAACCCGCCAUCAAAAAGGGCAAAACAGAGGCUACGAACGUCAUAUCCUUCUCAGACAAAGAUCUAGCAAGGAUACAUUGCCCUCACAAUGACGCACUGGUGGUGAUUUUGCGCGUCAAGAAUUAUGAUAUCAAACAGAUUCUGAUUGACCAAGGAAGUUCAUGCGAGAUAAUGUAUUAUGAAACCUUCAAACAGCUGAAACUAGAGGACAAAGACUUGGCCCCUGCAACAUCCCUCCUAGUUGGCUUUAACUCAAUGCUAGAAUGGCCAGUGGGCAAGAUAAUCCUCCCAGUCAAAGCUGGGACCAUGACUAAACAAGUGAAAUUCUAG